AAAGUUUGUUUAGUUUGACUCGAAAAAAUCAAACUGAACGAAGACUCUGAGACGAAUGUAGUAGUUCGUUAAAAAAGGUGGGACGCCCACCCUGGAGCCCCCACACCCCAGCCAGACAAGAUUGUGAGGGAGUAAAUCAUGGUAUAAUCUCAACCUGGUCUUUAGAGAGGCCGCCCUGUGCCCGGUGCGCACAAGAAGUUAUGACAAAUAAUAGAACUCUCGCAUUGCCGCUGCUGGCAUUUGACCCUAAGAUCAACGGGUUUGACAUGCCCUCCUUUAAUUCGUUGAGCUGUCCAUGCUCGCUUAAGCCAAUCAGACGAGCUCAAUCAUGGAUGAGCUGAGUAGACGGGCUCAAUCAUGGAUGAGCCGAGCAGGCCUGGGCUUAACCACCAUUAAUGGAAGACCUGUCGGACAUCAAGAAGAAGAAGGCCAAGAGCCGCCGGACAAAUUCAAAGAAUCCCAGACCGAUUCCGCCGCCGACGGCGACUACGACGACGAUGACUACGAGCUGGCCACGUCGUCGUCGGAAGAGCCCCACCGGGGCCCGGGUCGACGGUUUGCCCUGUUCGCCUCCCCUGUUCCGCUCGACCUUCUGCCUCCCGCCCCUGUUCAGUACAUGACCGUCGGAAUCCGUCCGGCGGCCGGAAGGCCGGCGCCGGAGGAGGCUUCGUCGCCGAACAGCGUGGCCUCGUCGUUCCGGGCGGUCGACUUCAGCGUUUUCAAGAGGAACAGGGCCGGCGCCGGGAUGGAAGAAAACAGGGGAGCAGGUCAGAUGAAUGGGCUUGACGCCGCCGCGCACGGCGGCGUAACGGCGGUGGAGAGGGCGAGCGACGACGACGAGAACGCGGCGAAUGGCCGGAAAAAACUACGGCUUUCGAAAGAACAGGCGGCUUUUCUUGAAGAGAGCUUUAAAGAACAUCACACUCUCAAUCCUAAGCAAAAGCAUGCCCUUGCAAAGCAGCUGAACCUCCGGCCAAGGCAAGUGGAAGUGUGGUUCCAAAACAGAAGAGCCAGGACAAAGUUAAAACAAACAGAAGUGGACUGUGAGUACUUGAAGAAGUGGUGUGAGAAGUUGAGGGAAGAGAACAAAAGGCUGAGCAAAGAAUUGCAAGAACUCAGAGCUUUGAAGUCUUCCAAUCCCUUCCACAUCAAUCACCCCCCCACCACCCUCACCAUGUGCCCCUCCUGCGAAAAGGUCGCCGCCGCCGCCGACUCGGGUCCCGCCGCCGUCCCGUUCCCGGCGAAUCCCUCGGCCAGGCUCACGUUCCCGUUCCCCGUCGUGGCGGCACCGCAGACUCCCGGCCACCAAUCUGCGGCGUCUUGAAGGUCGCCGGGAAUCGAGAUCCGGCGUGUUUCGCCGGAGUUGGUUCUGGAAUCUUUGAGUUAGUGCUCGUUUUGGCCUCUCUAAGUGUACCUGGGAGUUAAUUUGAUUUUAUUGGCUUAAAUCAGAUUAAUUAGUCUGUGUAGUCCAAAAAUCCCUCUAAUGAAAUUUAUGUUCAUCG
Cuscuta campestris is the source of this 1502-nucleotide messenger RNA. NCBI's taxonomy places the organism in Eukaryota, Viridiplantae, Streptophyta, Magnoliopsida, Solanales, Convolvulaceae. The record is from the annotation of a GenBank genome assembly.